AGCACAAAGUGCAGUGGUCUAUGGCGUAAGACGAUGAAAAUUCAGCGAAAAUCACUGAUAGUACACUUGUUCUGAGAGCAGCCACACCAAUCAACGGACUACUGAUAAUAUAUUGAUCGAUUCGCAACAUCAACGGACGUCAAAAUGCAACUGUUGUACGCAACCGGUAGAAUAGUACCAGCUUUAUUAUCCCGUACUGCAAACCGAGCGGUACCAUGCUCGCUGCGUGCCUACUCGGCUCGGCGGCCCGGCUUCUUCACGCAGGUUAUCGAUAACAUUAAGCAGGAGAUGGAGAAGAACAAGGAAAUGAAGGAUAAUCUGAAAAAGUUCCGCGAGGAAGCGCAAAAGCUCGAACAGUCUGACGCACUGAAGGCCGCCCGGCAAAAGUUUAACACGGUCGAAUCGGAAGCUUCCAAGAGCAGUGAGGUGUUAAAGGAUAAUAUCGACAAAAUACGCGACCGCGUGACGGAAGUGAUGGAUGAGGCGGCCAAGACGGAUUUGGCCCGGAAAGCAGGCCAGCUGGGCGAGGAGUUAAGUAAAACGGCACGCGGUGUGGGUGAAACAUUAGCGGAGAAGGGUCAAGUUUUGGGUCAGUCCGGCGCAUUUCGGGGGAUUAGCGAAACGGCCAAAGUGGUACGACAGGAGAUGGACAACCAGAGUAUCGAGGCGCGGGUAUACCGCAGUCCGGAGAAGUUACGGAAGCGUGUGGAAGUUUCUCUCGCGUCGGAUCCUUCGCGGGUGGUGGAACCGAAUGCGGAAGCAACCGGUAUGGAGCUGCACAAAGACAGCAAGUUCUAUCAGUCAUGGGAAGAUUUCAAAAACAACAAUCAGUACGUGAACAAGGUGCUCACGUGGAAGAUGAAGUACGACGAAUCGGAGAACCCAAUGAUCCGGGCCUCCCGACUACUGACGGACAAGGUGAGCGACAUCAUGGGCAACCUCUUCUCGAAAACGGAACUUUCGGAAACGUUGACCGAGAUCUGCAAGAUAGACCCGAACUUUGACCAGAAACAGUUCCUGCGGGACUGCGAGAACGAUAUCAUCCCGAACGUGCUGGAAUCGAUUGUCCGGGGCGAUCUCGAGAUACUGCGGGACUGGUGCUUCGAAAGCACGUACAAUAUUAUCGCGACUCCAAUCUCCAUGGCACAGAAAGCCGGCUAUCGACUCGAUUCCAAGAUACUUGACAUCGAAAACGUGGACCUGGCGAUGGGCAAGGUGAUGGAGCAGGGCCCGGUACUGAUUGUGACCUUCCAGACGCAGCAGAUCAUGUGCGUGCGGGACAGUAAGGGUGCGGUGAUCGAGGGUGAUCCCGAGAAGGUGAUGCGAUGCCACCAUGUGUGGGUACUGUGCCGGGACCCGAACGAGCUCGACCCGAAAGCCGCCUGGCGGUUAAUGGAAAUGUCCGCCAACAGCACGGAACAGUUCGUGUAAAGUGCUGUGAGUGGGUCCUUUCUUUUAUCCCUUCCCCACAAGUGGGUCUACCUCCCCCGAAGGUCACCCGGUCGCAAGUGCGUGUAUGCGAGAGUGUGUAUGUGAGCGUGUGCGUGUGUAGAAUAAGGCGCGAACACACCAACCAACCUUCUAAUGGUAAUGCGACGGACGUUCCUUUCUCAGCUGUGAUCGCAUCCUGUGUUCGCGUGCCUAAAUGCCAUUUUAGACGGCAUCCGGAAUGCGUCAGUUUUAUAGAAGCGCGUGUGUGUUUGAGUGCGACAGUUAGUAGCUAUAGCGUAUUUUGUACAGAGGAUGCGUUUGUUUUUUUUUUUUACGCGGUGGCCGUGGUCACGGUAACUAUCGGAAGUUGACGCUGCAAGAACCGAACCAACAUGCCCAGGCCACCGCGAACACGUGUCCAGGUAGCUUAAUGUUAUAAUGGGGGACGCGAUCGAAGUCAAUAGCAAUAGGGCUGCAGCGAAUCUUACGCUUUUGGACGUUUUAAGUUUGGGAUCUAAAAAAAAGAAACGUUGCAACGAUACGUUAUUUACCUCGUGUUAGAUAUCGAGGUUCGAGCUAAAUCCGAGCAAAUGCGAUUGUGUAUGGGCAAUAAAUUUGAGGCGCAUUACGGUACACCCGGAUCAUAAGAGAAUGAAGCCGUGCGUUGCAAUGAUUCUACGAUGAGUAUACAUCCAGAAAACGGGUCGCAAACACAAUCAAUCGCAAACAGUCACCGAUCGUAAUCAAUUCCAGCAAUCAGAACACAUCAACUCUCGGCAUAACAGAGUCUGUCGUAUGGUGAGCUUAUCAGGGUCCUAGCACCGCACCGCUGCGGUCUUGACCUGCUGCACCACCACGCGUGUGGUCCGUAAAAUGA
This is a messenger RNA of Anopheles moucheti, 2308 nucleotides long. Its product is annotated as mitochondrial import inner membrane translocase subunit TIM44. The transcript has 3 exons. Lineage: Eukaryota; Metazoa; Arthropoda; Insecta; Diptera; Culicidae. Gene Ontology annotation, molecular function: protein-folding chaperone binding. The record is from RefSeq and is a predicted model, not a curated record. Gene Ontology annotation, biological process: protein import into mitochondrial matrix. Bases 145 to 1431 code for a protein of 428 amino acids. Gene Ontology annotation, cellular component: mitochondrial inner membrane.